UAAAUCCUAAAUCCUAACCCUAAACCCAAAACACAACCCUAAAUUAAUCCCUAAACCCAUUACUUGAUCAUGGUUCGGGUCUAGAGUUUAGAAUUUUGUGUUUAGGGUUUAGGAUUUAAGGUUUAGAGUUUAUGGUUGAUGGUUUAGGGUUUAUGGUUUAGGGUUUUGGGUUUAGAAUUUAGAAUUUUGGGUUUAGAGUUUAGGAUUUAUGGUUUAUGGUUUAGGGUUUUGGGUUUAGAAUUUAGAAUUUUGGGUUUAGAGUUUAGGAUUUAUGGUUUAUGGUUUGAGGAUUAGGGUUUAGAUUUUAGAUUUUUAGAAUUUCAGAUUUUGUAGACGGCGUUAACGUCAGUGUUUUUUUCAGCCAUUUUUUUUAAAUUUUAUUGUCUUUUUUAACUAAUCCAACAUGGUAAUUUGGUUGGUUAUAAAAAGUGAGAUGAAUUUAACUAUUUACCAUAGGAGUGAACCCAAGUAUUGUUCCCAUAUAUAUGCAUAUGCCUAAAAAGAGCAAUCACAAGAUUCGAAUCUUAGAAAAGAAAGAAUCUUGCUUAAUAAAUUCAAGAAUCUAACCAGUCUUAUAUAAUGUGUUAAACGUAAAUUGGGAAAGCAUAAAGUCCUCGCUAACAAAAGGAGAUCCUCGAAAGCCACGUACACUCAUAACUAGGAGAUCAGACAUCUCUCCUCUACUGCUCAAGUGUGAUGACCCCGACAUGGCAGAAGAUCCUGGCGUCAUUCAGGUUGUCCAGCAACUGGACAGAGCUUGUCGGGACGCGGGAUUCUUCUACGUGAUAGGUCAUGGAAUCUCGGAGGAUCUUAUCAAGAAAGUCAGAGAGAUCACGCGUGAGUUCUUCAUGCUUCCUUACGAUGAGAAACUUAAGAUCAAGAUGACUCCUGCUGCUGGAUACAGAGGAUAUCAGAGAAUUGGAGAAAAUGUAACCAAGGGAAAACCAGAUAUUCACGAAGCCAUUGAUUGUUACAGAGAGUUUAAGCAGGGAAAGUAUGGUGAUCUAGGCAAAGCCAUGGAAGGACCAAACCAGUGGCCAGAGAAACCUCAUGAGUUCAAAGAGUUGAUGGAGGAGUAUCUAAGGCUCUGUACAGAUCUUUCAAGAAACAUCUUGAGGGGAAUUGCAUUAGCUCUUGGAGGAUCACCUUAUGAGUUCGAAGGAAAAAUUGCUGGAGAGCCUUUUUGGGUGAUGCGUCUUAUUGGCUAUCCUGGUGCUCCCUUCACAAAUGGCAAGCUCGAAAACGACGUCGGAUGCGGAGCUCACACUGACUAUGGCUUGUUAACUCUUGUAAAUCAAGAUGAAGACAAAACAGCUCUACAGGUGAGAAACUUGGGUGGAGAUUGGAUAUCAGCCAUUCCCAUCCCUGGAUCAUUUGUUUGCAACAUUGGCGACAUGUUAAAGAUACUUUCAAAUGGAGUAUACGAAUCCACACUUCAUAGAGUGAUCAAUAACUCUCCUCUAUACCGUGUCUGCGUUGCAUUCUUCUAUGAGACUAAUUUCGAUGCGGUGGUGGAGCCAUUUGAUAUAUGUAAAGAUAAGUACCCUGAAGGGAGAGGAGAAUCACAAAUUUUCAAAAGAGCUGUCUAUGGAGAGCAUCUGGUGAGCAAAGUCCAGACAAACUUUGCAAUGUAAUGUAACAUAGAUUUCUCUCACCUUUGUACACAAUCAUCAGUACUUCACCUUCUGGCUUGGCUUGUAAAUUAUAAUAAACGCUUCCUCACGUCUGUAUUAUUAAUCAACACAAAAGGUUUUGUUCAAAUUCGUUUGAGCAUACCCAAUCGACUCAGUAAACAGUAAGUCAUCUUAAUGAAUUAUGUGUGAGCCUCUAA
Messenger RNA from Brassica napus (rape), 1831 nucleotides. RefSeq names its product probable 2-oxoglutarate-dependent dioxygenase At3g50210. Bases 708 to 1634 code for a protein of 308 amino acids. NCBI's taxonomy places the organism in Eukaryota, Viridiplantae, Streptophyta, Magnoliopsida, Brassicales, Brassicaceae. The record is from RefSeq and is a predicted model, not a curated record. Gene Ontology annotation, molecular function: dioxygenase activity. The transcript is spliced from 12 exons.